UCAAACCAAAUUUUAAUUACUCUACUCUCCUCUCUCUUGACUUGUCAUCGCGCUUCAGGUUACCGUGCGAGCAUCUCCCCCCUCGACGUUACAAGCCGUUACUCCUCGUUACAUUACAUUGCGUCUCUCUCUACGAAUCAGCAGAAAGCUCCGUCACAUAGCACAGGAUUCUGAUUUUGCAUUCAAACGCGAGGUUUAACUUUCUGAUGAUGAACAAGUUGAAAUCCACCGCAUAAGAGGAACAAUUAUUCAUCAAUUUUCAAAAUUCAGUUAAACCUAGGGUUCAUAUAAAUGGAUAACGAAGAUUUGAGGUCAGGGACGAAAAAGAAGAAGAGAUCCAAACCGAUUGAAAUUGGUUUUGAUUCAGAUAACGAUAAACCAAUUGGAUCGUUUUUGAAGUUGAAGAGGAAUAAGAAGAAGGUUAGUUUUGCAUCAGAGGGUUCUUGUGGUGGAGAUUCUGUUAAGGAAAAGGAGAAUUCUAGGGUUAUGGAUGAUAAUGAUACCUUGGCUACCUUUAGGAAAAGGUUGAAGGGUCCAAAGAGAGAUCAGGGAUAUGGUUUGAAUGUUGCUGUUGAGGGUAAUGGUUUGGGAAGUGGCGGAUCUGGGAAAGGUGAUGAUGACAUGCAGGUGCAUCAUGAUCAUGAUUCUGAUCAGCAUAUGGAAGAAUCGUUGUCUACGAUUUUCCAUAAGGCGCAAUCUAGUUCUGGUAGGAAAUCCCGUGCCGCGUUAGGUUCAAAGCAGAAAAAACGGAAUCGGAAUGUGGACAGUGGGUUGAAACAUGGUUCCGGAAGUUUAACAGAAAAUGUAGAUUAUGUGGUUGAAAGUAGAUCUGGAUCUGCUUCUGCCUUGAAAUCGGUUGAGAGAAAUCACGAGUCUGAUCAAAAGGGUAGCGGUGACUGUUUGCAAGAGGAAAAGGCGAAGGGUAUUUGUGAUUCAAACAUUCCUGAUGAACCGUCGGUUGAUCACUCUAACUCGAUCAUUGCCUGCGAUGGCGAUGGACAGCAAUUGUCAAGUGUACAAGUUGAAAAUGUUUGUGGUGCUUCUGAUGAAAUUGUUACAUUGCAAGAAAGAAUUAUCGAUAAUAGUUUGAAUCAGUGUUCUUCCAUGUUACAAGAUGUUGAAAUAGUUGAUAUUAGCUCUCCCUCUAAAGUGGGGGAAAGGGUAUGUGGACUUUCCGAGACUGGAGAGCUUGAGAAUAAUAGAUCAAAUGAUGAAAUAGCAGAAGAACAGAUGUGUAAUGGUGCUUCAGAAGGAGGUGUUUCUUCUUCCGCAGAGAAAGAAGUUUUGUUAACUUGUCACACCGAGCUCUUGAAUAAAUUAAAUGAAAAUAAUCCCAUGGUUUCUGGUAGAGAUUGCUAUGAUUAUAGUCCUUUAGAAACAAAUGCUGAAGUACAAGAUGUUGUUGUAGGCUGCUCACCUGAAAAACAUGAAGCAAUUGCCAGCGGUAGUUUAUCCUCUAUUUUGCGUAAUGAUGCCAAUGAAUCUGAAUUGAUUGUCCAAUCAAAUCUCCCGGACAGACCUUUGGAAAUGUGUAAUAUUCCAAAAUACUCUAAUGCAUCCAUUCUGAAGUGCAGCUAUGCCUUAGAUCCAAAUCAAUCUGAUGGAUCCUCUAUACAAUCUUCAAUUCCAGAUGAAAAUGGAAACACUACAGAAUAUCAUGCCUCUGUGUCUGAUUUUGCUGACAAUGGUGGUAAGAUAUCUGGCACUCCUCGUGCAACACGAAAGACCAAAAUGAAUAAGCACGGCGACAUGACUUAUGAGGGGGAUGCUGAUUGGGAGAUUUUAAUAAAUGAUAAAACCCUAAUUGGAAGCCAAGAUGCUGCAGACGGUGAACGUACUCUUAGAACAAGAGUGAAGCAAGAUUCCUCUUUGAUUGCUGUUGAGGACUCUGAAAGUGUUGCAGUAGCGGCAGUAUCUGCUGGGCUGAAAGCUCGUGCAGUCGGUCCAAUUGAGAAAAUAAAAUUUAAAGAGAUCUUGAAGCGUAAGGGUGGUCUCAAGGAAUAUUUAGAUUGCAGGAAUAAGAUCUUAAACCUAUGGAGCAGUGAUGUCACCCGUAUUUUACCUCUAGCUGAAUGUGGAGCUAGUUAUACCCGUUCUGAGAAUGAAAGUCCUCGUUCUUCUCUUAUUAGGGAGGUCUAUGCAUUUCUUGAUCAAUAUGGUUAUAUAAAUGUCGGAGUUGCCUCUCAAAAGGAGAAUGUGGAGAACUGUGCAAGACAUUGUUACAAACUUGUAAAAGAAAAAGGAUUCGAGGAAAGUUCUACCGCUUCAUUGGCCGGCUCUGAAGAUGGAGUUUCUUUUAAUGUUGGUCAGACUAAAAUGUCAUAUGCUUCUAUGGAUAUUAACAAUGAUCUAAUAAAGGAUUUUAAAGACCUGACAACUGAAGCUGCAGAGGGCAUGAUGCAUGUUGACGAAGUGAUGAGAGAUUCAUCAAACAUGGCACACCAUGAAAGAAAAAAUCAUGAUGACCAGGAAAAUGUUGGGAUUCAAGAUGGAGUCAGUGGAAAUAUACAUUUCAAUGAUAACAGUGCUGUUCCUUCUUUUAACUUUCCUGAUUGCAGAUUGACUUCUCUUGUUGCUACAAAACAAAACAGUGAAUCUAAAUGUGUUAAACAUGCAUUAGGGGAUCAUAUAGGUGAUACUCUGCAGUCUGAUUUAGAGGCUAGAAAGAGAGUGAUUAUAAUUGGAGCUGGUCCUGCUGGGCUAACUGCUGCUCGCCACUUGAAUCGUCAGGGGUUUACUGUAACUGUGCUUGAGGCUAGGAAUAGGAUAGGAGGUCGGGUAUUUACAGAUCACUCGUCUCUUUCUGUCCCUGUGGAUCUUGGUGCUAGCAUUAUCACAGGUGUUGAGGCUGAUGUGGCCACUGAGAGAAGACCAGAUCCUUCCUCGUUGGUUUGUGCUCAGCUGGGCCUUGAAUUGUCAGUGUUAAACAGUGACUGCCCUCUUUAUGACACAGUGACUGGUCAAAAAGUUCCAACAGAUAUGGAUGAAGCAUUGGAAGCCGAAUACAACAGUCUUCUUGAUGACAUGGUACUGGUUGUUGCUCGGAAAGGUGAACAAGCAAUGAAAAUGUCUCUUGAAGAUGGUUUAGAAUACGCCCUUAAGAUUCGCCGCAUGGGACUUACCGAAGGCAGUGAAGAAACUAAGCAAAAUUUUGAUGAGGAGAUUUUGGAUCCCCAGGAGAGGAGGGUUAUGGAUUGGCACUUUGCUCAUUUGGAGUAUGGCUGUGCUGCUUUGCUUAAAGAAGUUUCUCUUCCCUAUUGGAAUCAAGACGACGUGUAUGGAGGAUUUGGGGGACCUCAUUGUAUGAUCAAAGGAGGUUAUAGCACAGUUGUCGAGUCUCUUGGAGAAGGGCUUGCUAUUCACAUGAACCACACUGUCACAAAUGUUUCAUAUGGUAUCAAAGAACCUGGCGAGAAUAAUAAAGUCAAAGUUUCUACAUUGAAUGGCAAUGAGUUUUUUGGAGAUGCAGUCCUCAUUACUGUCCCACUUGGCUGUUUGAAAGCUGAAACUAUACAGUUCUCCCCCUCUUUGCCAGAGUGGAAAUGCUCUUCCAUUCAGCGUCUUGGCUUUGGAGUUCUCAAUAAAGUGGUUUUGGAAUUUCCUAAUGUGUUUUGGGAUGAUGCGGUGGACUACUUUGGAGCAACAGCUGAGGAUAGAAGCAAAAGAGGUCACUGCUUUAUGUUCUGGAAUGUCAAGAAAACUGUUGGGGCUCCUGUCCUUAUAGCAUUAGUGGUUGGUAAGGCAGCCAUUGACAGUCAAAGUUUAAGUUCUUCUGAUCAUGUCAACCAUGCAUUGAAGGUUCUUCGGAAACUUUUUGGGGAGGAUUCAGUUCCUGAUCCUGUUGGGCAUGUUGUGACAGAUUGGGGUAGGGAUCCCUAUAGCUUUGGUGCUUACUCUUAUGUUGCUGUUGGAGCAUCAGGAGAAGACUACGAUAUCUUAGGAAGACCAGUUGAUAACUGCUUGUUUUUUGCUGGUGAAGCAACCUGCAAAGAGCAUCCUGACACUGUUGGUGGUGCAAUGAUGAGUGGACUACGAGAGGCUGUUCGCAUAAUUGACAUAUUGAACACAGGAAAUGACAAUACUGCAGAGUUAGAGGCACUGGAAGCUGCACAGGGACAGUUGGACACUGAAAGGAAUGAAGUUAGGGACAUAAUAAAGAGACUUGAUGCAGUUGAGCUUUCUAACAUACUAUAUAAGAACUCUUUUGAGGGUGCUCAAAUCAUAACCCGAGAAGCUUUAUUAAAGGAAAUGUUUCUCAAUGUUAAAACCAAUGCUGGGCGCUUGCAUGUGGCCAAACAAUUGCUAAGUCUUCCUGUUGGAAACUUGAAGUCCAUUGCUGGAAGUAAGGAGGGGCUAACUGUUCUCAACUCCUGGAUACUGGACUCAAUGGGAAAAGAUGGCACCCAACUCUUGAGGCAUUGUUUGCGUCUUCUUGUGCGCGUGUCCACCGAUCUAGGUGCUGUACGCUUAUCAGGAAUGGGGAAAACAGUGAAGGAAAAAGUUUGUGUACAUACUAGCCGUGAUAUUCGAGCUAUAGCUAGUCAAUUGGUCAAUGUAUGGCUUGAAAUUUUCCGCAAGGAAAAAGCUUCUAAUGGGGGAUUAAAGUUGUCAAGACAAAUAACUACUCUUGAGUUAUCGAAGAGAAAAUCUUUAAAAGAUUCAGGCUCAGGGAAGCCCCCUCUAAGCAUACAUCAGAGUGCCGUUGAGAAUAAAGAAGGCUUGCUGAAUCCUGUAUCUGCUGGAAGCAAUUCACCUUCCACCACACAUGCGAGGAAAUUGCACAGCAAACAAGGAAGACAACAAUCAGCAUGUGACUCAAGGCAUGAAGUCAGUUCUUCCAGGUCCCAAGGUUCAAUAGACAAAAUAGUUACUAAGGAGGAGAAUAAACGCUAUGCCAUGUCUGAAGAAGAAAAGGCUGCUAUAGCUGCUGCAGAAGCUGCCCGUACUAAAGCAAUUGCUGCUGCUGAGGCAUAUGCCUCUGCAGAAGCUAGGUGCAGUACACUGUCACAGCUUCCGAAGAUACCCUCAUUCCAUAAAUUUGCUAGACGAGAGCAGUAUUCACAAAAUGAUGAGAUUGAUAGUAGAAAAAAGUUGCCCGGUGGUUUUUUCGGAAGGCAAGAUUGUGUUUCCGAGAUUGAUUCUAGGAAUUGCAGAGUUAGGGAAUGGUCUGUUGAUUUUUCCACCGCUUGUGUUAAUCUUGAUAGUUCUAAAAUACCGGUUGACAAUUUCUCUCAGAGGAGUCAUUCAAAUGAGAUUGCCAGCCAUUUGAAUUUCGGAGAGCGUUCAGGAGAAAGUGCUGCUGUGGACAGUAAUCUAUAUACAAAAGCUUGGAUUGACACAGCUGGUGAUGGGGUGGUAAAAGAUCAUCUUGCCAUAGAGAGAUGGCAAUCUCAAGCAGCUGAAGCUGAUUCUUAUUUUUCUGAUCAAAUCAAUCAUUUGAAUGAUGAGGAGGAUUCAAAUGCCUAUUCAAGGUUACCCAGAUGGAAACAUGACAAUGUAGUAAAUGAGAGUUCUGUUUCCCAGGUUACUGUAAAUAAGGAAGAGGCCUUCAAACAUUCUCGAGGAGCAGAUCAUAUUAAACAGGCUGUUGUUGACUAUGUUGGAUCACUACUUAUGCCCCUUUAUAAGGCUAGGAAACUAGACAAGGAUGGAUACAAGGCAAUAAUGAAGAAAAGUGCAACAAAGGUCAUGGAGCAAGCAACGGAUGCAGAAAAAGGCAUGACUGUCCGUGAGUUUCUAGACUUUAAACGAAGGAAUAAGAUUCGCUCGUUUGUGGAUAUAUUGAUUGAGAGACAUAUGGCAACAAAACCGGGUACAAAAUCAUAAUAUUCUUUCGGUUGUAUGGGUGCACUUUUUUGUGCUUCUCCACAAGGGUUGUCCGAGUCUGGUUCUUACAAUUCUCGGCUUGGGUGGUCGUCCCUAAGUUCUGAUAUGAGGCUUCCAAUAUAAAUGGUCCAGAAACUGCUACAGAAGUAACAGAUACAAGUUGAUCUAUCCAAAUCAAGUGGGCUCUGGAAAAUUGCUGUCUUGGCAACCAUGAAAAGAAUAAAUGUGACAGACAAAAGUUGAUUGAUUCAAAUCAAGUGGGAUCUGGAAAUUUGUUGUCCUGGAAAGUGACAACCGGAAACAGAAUACUUGUACUAUCUGCAAACUCAGUUCAUGCAUCUGUGAGAUCUUUCGGGCGACCUGCAUUGGCAGCUUUGACGAUGACAAUGUAUUGCAGCCAUCUGUCCUUUAUUACUUCAUCUUUCAUUGAGGUUUACCCCUCCGCGGUUGAAAUCUUAGACCCUAUUUUUAUUAAAGGGGUUCCCAAUGGGAAAACAUGUUGACGUUAAGGUCAAUUCUUCUAUUUGUGCAGCGUAGGAUUGUUUCUAGUGAUGAAAAACAUACAUAAUCAAUUUCCCAUGCUCUUCAAGAAACAUUUCUCCUAUUUAAGUUUUACAUCAAUAACUGACUCUUUUGUUUCAUUCUCCAAAGUGUGAAGAAUGCCAACUUUUGUAAGAUACAUUGUUACUCUAAUAAUUUUUUUCUCCA
Molecule: messenger RNA, 6534 nt
Organism: Vicia villosa (hairy vetch)
Lineage: Eukaryota; Viridiplantae; Streptophyta; Magnoliopsida; Fabales; Fabaceae
Product: lysine-specific histone demethylase 1 homolog 3-like
Exons: 9
Coding region: 292-5826 (1844 amino acids)
Molecular function (GO): protein binding; oxidoreductase activity
Source: RefSeq, a predicted model, not a curated record